Molecule: messenger RNA, 3315 nt
Organism: Triplophysa rosa
Lineage: Eukaryota; Metazoa; Chordata; Actinopteri; Cypriniformes; Nemacheilidae
Product: kinesin-like protein KIF2A
Exons: 21
Coding region: 123-2339 (738 amino acids)
Biological process (GO): microtubule-based movement
Molecular function (GO): ATP binding; microtubule binding; microtubule motor activity
Source: RefSeq, a predicted model, not a curated record
GCGCAUGCGCACUCGUCCUCUCUCCCUACUGACCUCCUCCCGGUUCCUGCUGCCGAUGAUCAAUUUCUCCCGUUAAACCCGCUCAAAUACAUCCGCACGGAUACUGGGUCACACAUGAGGCCAUGGCAGCUGUGUUCGGGAAGAUCCAGAUAGGCAUUUUUGUGGAAAUCAAGCGGAGUGAUGGCAGAAUCCAUCAGGCCAUGGUGACAUCACUCAAUGAAGACAACGACAGUGUGACAGUUGAAUGGAUUGAAAAUGGAGAUACAAAAGGAAAAGAGGUUGAUUUGGAGAGCAUAUUUGCACUGAAUACAGAUCUGGCACCUGAAGAGGAAAUCGCACAGAGUCCAGAAACUCCUCCUCCCCCUGCGUCCAGCGCCAUCAAAGUCAACAAGAUCCCGCAGAACAAGAAUCGCAGGACAGUCGCUCCGCCUAAAAAUGAGACGCCUGCCAGGGAUAACCGAGGGACGACUCGAGCUCGUCCGAGUCAACAGACCGAAGCUCCUCCUCCUCCCGCUGCUGUUCCACCUCCACCCAUUCAACAUCAGACCCUACAACAACAGAUCGCCCGCAGGAAGUCCAACUGUGUGAAGGAAGUAGAGAAACUACAGGAAAAGAGAGAGAGGAGACGAAUACAACAGCAGGAGCUGCGUGAGAAAAGAGCUCAAGAAGUCGAAGCCACAACGCCUAACUAUGAAAUCAUGUGCAUGAUCCGAGACUUCAGAGCCAGUUUAGAUUACAGACCGCUGACAACUGCAGACCUGAUCGAGGACCACAGGAUAUGUGUGUGUGUGCGGACACGACCAUUAAACAAGAAAGAGAUGACGAUGAAGGAUCUGGACGUCAUCACCAUCCCCAGUAAAGAUGUGGUGAUGGUUCACGAGCCCAAGCAGAAAGUGGAUUUAACCCGAUAUUUGGAGAACCAGACGUUCCGCUUUGACUACGCUUUCGAUGAUACCGCCACCAAUGAAAUGGUCUACAGGUUUACCGCCCGGCCGCUGGUGGAGACUAUAUUUGAGAGAGGAAUGGCCACCUGUUUCGCUUACGGUCAGACGGGCAGCGGUAAAACCCAUACCAUGGGCGGAGAUUUUUCAGGGAAGAAUCAGGACUGCUCCAAGGGCAUCUACGCACUCGCCGCACGGGAUGUUUUUCUCAUGCUUAAAAAACCCAUCUACAAGAAGUUGGAUCUUCAGGUGUAUGCCACGUUCUUUGAGAUUUACAGCGGGAAGGUGUUUGACCUUCUGAACAGGAAGACGAAGCUGCGUGUGUUAGAGGACGGUAAACAGCAGGUUCAGGUGGUGGGAUUACAGGAGCGAGAGGUUAAAUGUACGGAAGACGUCCUCAAACUCAUUGAGAUGGGGAACAGCUGCAGGACGUCAGGACAGACGUCGGCGAACGCCCACUCGUCCCGCAGUCACGCCGUAUUUCAGAUCAUUCUCCGCCGGAGAGGAAAAAUGCACGGCAAGUUCUCGCUCAUCGACCUGGCGGGAAACGAGCGAGGAGCCGACACGUCAAGCGCUGACCGACAGACACGUCUCGAGGGCGCUGAGAUCAACAAAAGUCUCCUGGCACUGAAGGAGUGUAUUCGAGCUUUGGGUCGAAACAAACCACACACUCCAUUCAGAGCCAGUAAACUGACGCAGGUCUUACGAGAUUCUUUCAUCGGAGAGAAUUCCAGAACAUGUAUGAUCGCUACGAUCUCUCCUGGAAUGGCAUCGUGUGAAAACACAUUAAACACAUUGAGAUAUGCCAACAGAGUGAAGGAGUUUGGGAUAAGUCCGUCUGAUAUUCCCUUCUCUCAGGGGGGAGGCGGUCGCUCCGAGCUUUCUCCUACCUAUGAGUAUGAUGACUUUGCUACCUCACCCAGCAGGGUGAAGGAGUUGACCAUAGACCCCAGUGCGGUGAUGGACACUGGGCCCGGCGGACACUCGGUCGGUCAGCUGGACGUGCUGGAGGCUCAGUGGGGGGUGGGCAGCUCUCCUCAAAGAGACGAUCUCAAGCUCCUCUGUGAGCAAAACGAGGAAGAGGUGUCUCCUCAGCUCUUCACCUUUCAUGAGGUCGUGUCUCAGCUGGUGGAGAUGGAAGAGCAGGUUCUAGAAGAUCAUCGAGUCGUGUUUCAGGAGUCCAUACGCUGGCUGGAGGAUGAGAAGGUGCUUUUGGAAAUGACGGAGGAGGUCGAUUAUGACGCGGAGUCGUACGCCACUCAACUCGAGCAAAUUCUGGAUCAAAAGAUUGAUGUUUUUACAGAGCUCAGAGAUAAAGUGAAGUCUUUCCGCUCGGCUCUUCAAGAAGAAGAACAGGCCAGCAAGCAGAUAAACCCCAAGCGUCCUCGAGCGCUGUAGCUUCAUGACCAAUCACAACAUGUGAUUCUGCCCAUCAGACGUCGAUGUACAUACACAAAUAACUCGCUCUAAGUGUUGUGACCGUUUCUUUCAUCUACGAAAAGCACAUUUUAAUCGUGAUUGUAUCGAAAUCCAGUUCAUCUCAGUUUUUCAUUGUCACGAAAGGGAUCCGUGAGCCGACGCAUAAACAUAGCUUGAGCCUUGACUGUGUGCGUCUGUAAAUAUUUCAUGGACAUCAUUCAAAAGGAAAAUGCUUUUCAGAUGUAUAUAGCUGCUGCUUGUGUUUUAAUCUGAAUCCCGAUGGAGAAACAGCCGCAGAUAUAUUUACCAUUAGAGACAUUUUGACUGAUGCUGUAUGGAUGCCAACUGAUAUUAAAGGCCAUUAAGUUCAACUAAAACACUCGUUUCAGUUUGACUCAUGUAAAAACGCAUUCUUAUGUAAAUUCGAUUGUUUACAAUUCCAUGAUUUCACAUUAAAAGAGUAUAAUAUACAGUGAAAUCUUUGAAGUCUGGAGAAAAAAAAACAUUGACUCUGAAUUGAAAAAGGCCUUAUUGUUAGAAACAGACAAAGAGUAUAGUUCAAAGAUAUCGUGCAUCUUUAAUCCCAAUAGAAACGCUGCUACACAAAUUGUUGGAUUAUCUCUAUUGAAACCUGCAGGAACCGAUUCCUGAACGUUGUAUUUAUGUUCUGGUUUGAUUAAAGUUAACAAUUGUAAAGGGAAAGAGUUUUCUAUGUUACUUGCCUGAUAAAACCAACAAGGCCAUAACUGUACCAUAAAUACCACAUGUGUACACAUGUGUGUCGUGGCUGAUGUGGAGCUCUGAAAGGAUGAAACGAGGGAUUUUGUUACCUGAUGGUGUUUUGUACAUUUUGUCAUUUAUAAAAAAACAGUGUUUUUUCUGACACUUUCCUCCUCAUGUGUAUUACACCCUUGAAAGUAAACCAUCAUCUGUCAACUUUAUACUCAUUUGUGUU